This is a messenger RNA of Silurus meridionalis, 3874 nucleotides long. It is a transcript of the gene tars3, whose product is annotated as threonyl-tRNA synthetase 3. Gene Ontology annotation, biological process: threonyl-tRNA aminoacylation. Gene Ontology annotation, molecular function: threonine-tRNA ligase activity; ATP binding. Lineage: Eukaryota; Metazoa; Chordata; Actinopteri; Siluriformes; Siluridae. Gene Ontology annotation, cellular component: cytoplasm. The record is from RefSeq and is a predicted model, not a curated record. The transcript has 19 exons. The coding region runs from base 1 to 2439 and encodes 812 amino acids.
AUGGCGGAGCACGUGGCCGGACGUUUGGCCGCCCAGGAACAGCAAAUCGAGGCGCUAAGCGAGGAGAUCCGGCGCCUCCGGGACGGACUCGGCGGCGGCGGCGGCGGGUGCUGCUUGAGCGGCGGGCUCGCGAGCGGCUCCGACGAGCUCGAUGAUCUGCGGAGCGAGAACGAGAAGCUCCGGUACCGGCUCGUGCACCUGCGACGUUCUCUCCGGGACGAACUGGAGCUCGAGACGAAGGACCGGGCCGGCGCGCGCACAGGCCGCGAGACGCACGAGAGAGAAACGCCGAAAGUGAAGGCACCCCAGAAGCGAACCGAACCCUCGAAGCCUCCAGAGGUCCAAAAUACAUCAGAGAAGAGCAAGAAGAAAGAGAAACCCAAAGCACAAGCAGGAACAGGGGAGCUGAACCCAUGGCCUGGCUACAUCUCCGAGCGCCUGGAACUCUAUGAACGACUGAAGAAGGAGAGUGACUCCAAUCUGGCCAAGCAGGCAACUAAUAGUGAACCCAUUUCAGUCCAACUGCCUGAUGGACAAAAAGUGGAAGCUCGAUCCUGGAUCACUACGCCGUACCAACUCGCCUGCGGGAUCAGUCAGGGUCUGGCUGAUAACUGCGUGGUUGCCCGUGUGGAUGACGAGCUGUGGGAUUUGGAUCGACCACUGGAGAAAGACUGCAGUCUGGAACUGCUGCGCUUUGACAAUGAAGAUGCCCAGGCUGUGUACUGGCACUCCAGUGCCCACAUCCUGGGUGAAGCCAUGGAGCGAUUUUACGGAGGCUGCCUGUGUUACGGGCCUCCCAUCGAGAAUGGCUUCUACUACGACAUGUUUCUGGACGGCCAGAAAGGAGUGUCGAGCACGGAGUUCGGGGAUCUGGAAACACUCUGUAAGGGCAUCGUUAAGGACAAGCAGCCGUUCGAGAGACUGGAGAUUAGCAAGGAAACGCUGCUGGAGAUGUUCAAGUACAACAAGUUCAAAUGUCGGAUCCUGAAUGAAAAAGUGACCACCCCUACCACUACCGUGUACAGAUGUGGUCCUCUCAUUGACCUUUGCCGUGGUCCUCACGUACGCCAUACAGGCAAGAUUAAAGCCCUGAAGAUCUAUAAGAACUCAUCCACGUACUGGGAAGGUCGGUCAGACAUGGAGACACUGCAGAGAAUCUACGGGAUCUCCUUCCCCGACACAAAGUUGCUGAAAGAGUGGGAGCGCUUUCAGGAAGAGGCCAAGAGCCGAGACCACCGGAAAAUCGGAAAGGAUCAGGAGCUGUUCUUCUUCCAUGAUCUGAGUCCAGGCAGCUGUUUUUUCCUCCCUCGUGGAGCCUACAUCUACAACACUCUCACCGAGUUCAUCAGGGAGGAGUACUGGAGAAGAGGUUUUCAGGAAGUGGCAUCUCCAAACAUCUACAACAGCAAGUUAUGGGAGACGUCAGGCCACUGGCAGCACUACAGUGAGAACAUGUUCUCCUUCCCCGUGGAGCAGGACAUCUUCGCCCUCAAGCCCAUGAACUGCCCCGGACACUGUCUGAUGUUCAGUCACCGGCCCCGGUCAUGGAGGGAGCUGCCCCUAAGACUGGCGGAUUUUGGUGUUCUUCAUCGUAAUGAGCUCUCGGGGACACUGACUGGUCUCACUCGUGUCCGUCGUUUCCAGCAGGAUGAUGCUCACAUCUUCUGCACCAUGGAGCAGAUUGAGUCGGAGAUGAAGGGCUGCCUGGACUUCCUGCGCUGCGUAUACGACGUUUUCGGGUUCUCUUUCCAGCUGCAUCUGUCUACCCGACCCGAGAAGUUCCUCGGGGACGUUGCCGUGUGGGACUAUGCCGAGAAGCAACUUGAGAACAGCCUGAACGAGUUUGGAGAACCGUGGAAGCUAAACCCAGGCGACGGAGCUUUCUAUGGGCCGAAGAUAGACAUCAAGAUCAAGGACGCCAUCGGACGUUAUCACCAGUGUGCCACCGUCCAGCUGGACUUUCAGCUGCCUAUUCGCUUCAAUUUAACUUACAUCGGGAAAGACGGAGAUGAUAAAUCCAGACCUGUGAUUAUUCAUCGUGCCAUCCUGGGCUCUGUGGAGAGAAUGAUCGCCAUUCUUACCGAAAACUACACUGGAAAAUGGCCGCUCUGGAUAUCUCCACGCCAGGUCAUGGUGGUGCCCAUCAAUCCGUCCCUAGAAGAAUACGCCAAUGCGGUGUGUAAGCAGUUUGUGGAGGCGGGUUUCAUGGCAGACGCAGAUCUCGACUCGGGUUGCCUCCUGAACAAGAAAAUCCGCAACGCUCAGCUGGCCCAGUACAACUUUAUUUUAGUGGUCGGUGAGAAGGAGAAGAUGACUAACAGCGUCAACGUGCGCACGAGGGACAACAAGGUCCACGGCGAGUUGACCGUGCCCGAGGUUCUGGCUCGGCUCGCUCUGCUCAAACAGUCGCGCUGCAGGAACGCUGAGGAGGUGUUCUGAACAAAGAUACCCACCUGAUUCGAAUUCAGAGAGAAAAACGAUCAUUUGUCUGGUUUCUUUCAGUAGCAGCUGUUUGGUAGAAAAUAAUGAGUUGAUUCGGUGUGUUGGUGUCAUGAUUUCACGGUUAAUCACUGCGUAUGAAUGGAUGCUUAUUUCACCGCAUUUCUGAUUUAUUUAUUUUUUGUUCCCUUCAGUACUCCAGUGGCGGUGGUUCUUUUUGUGUCCGGCUGUAACUGUGGUAAAACAACCUCAGCUUGUGUAGAAAAUGCAGCUACAGAACUUUUUAUCCGUGUUCUAAUCUGUUGCUGGAAAUGUUUUCCAUUGCUACCUCUGUGUCUUACUUUUCUUCUAUUUCGCUAUUCCUCUGGCAGUGACGCAAAAUUCUCCAAAAUAUCUUGUCAUUUUGGAAAACAUUUAUUUAUGCACAUAUACUGUACCUACACAAUAUAUGGACAAAAGUUUGAACACCUAACAAUAAUGUGAUUUUGUUUUUAAUAUCCCAUUCCACAUUUAAUCCCCGUUUUGCUGUUAUAAGAACCUCCACCUUUCUGGAAAGAUGUUCCAGUAGAUUUUGGAGAUUUGAUCAGCCUCAUCCAGCCGCUUGGUAAAGACCGGUAACGAUGUAGGGUGAGGAUGCCGUCAGAGAAAACAUGAAACUCGUUACAGUUUUCCUUCAUUCAACAAAAUUGUUUAACGAUUCAUCACAAAGGUGUUGAAAAGGUUUGAGGUCAAUCCAGAUCUUCCACUCCAACCCAUGUAUACUCAACCUUCAUGAGCUGGGUUUGUGCACAGGGUUCGAACAGGAUUUGGCUCCAAUUCUUUUGUCCAUAAAGUGUGUUUUUAUAUUAAUAUAAGUUAAUUAAAAUUGGCUAUUCAUUUUUUGUUUAUUUUUUCUUUUUUUUCAAUUUACACUUAACAAUACUGUGAACAAACAUUUUAGACCGUAACACCCCUACAGCUGAUUUAUUAGGAAGGAAAAAAAGAUUAAGGGAAAAAAUCUCUGGAUCGGAAUCAGGUCAUCAGACGUAACGGACAAAAGCAGGACAGGAAAACAGGAAACGCAGUUCUAAAGUGGGGUGUGAUUAUUUCGACGGUUCAGCAAAGAGGAAAACGCAUUAAAUGAAAGGUUUUCGUGAAAGUGAAUGAAAUUUCAGUUGUGUACGAUGAAAGAAAGAUUGUUUUUCAGUGCAUUGUGUAACGUGAACGGUUUCAUGGACACGUGGGAAGCGGGCGGUUGAGGUGGCGAUUGGUUUGAAGACUUGUGAAUACAGAAAAAUCUUUUUUUUUUUUUCCCUUUUGAAUUAUUGCUUUCAUGCCAUAUUUUGUUAAGAACACAGGAAAUUUCACCCAGAUCUGUCUUACAUUGUGUGUGAUGGGAAAAGCAAACAUUUGAUGACUGAUGGAAAUGAUGAUGAAUAAAUCGUUUUCUCAGCUA